AUGGCCAAAGAUGAAAGCAAACCAAGUAUGGACGAAGCCAAAUGCUGCGGCGUUGUUGAGGAGGCUACCGCUCGUUCAAGAGAGAGGCGGGACAAAAGGCGAAGGAAACCGAUGCCCUGGAUUGUUCUCAAGAUGACCAUUGCCGUGACUCUUGGAAUCAUUGCGUAUGCAUGCUACGUUUACAUCGGCAGAUUUUGUGUUCCUAUGAUUAAACAUAAUACUGGGGCGCUGGGCGGUCGACAUCUAGGCAUCGGGUUUCUAGUGGUUUUUUGUGUGCUUGCGCUUCUAAUGAUUUGGGCCUAUGUGCGGGUAUGCAUAACGUCCCCAGGCCUCGCAAAAAAUCAUGUGCAGAAAGAAUCUCAACCGAUGGUGGACGAGGCCCUACCGGUCUGGUGGGAUUCCUCCAGGGAUAUUCCAGGGGGAGCUUUCAAUUAUACUCCUGCGCAACAGGAUUCUAUUGCCCAGCCAUUGCGAAACAUGAACUCACAGCAGUCGAUGGCAGACGAUACUGAUCAAGAUGGUGAGCAAUAUUUGAAGUGGGCGAUUUUUGUAUUGCAGCUCGUUCUAAUCGUAGCCGAAGAUAACGCUGCUGUGACCGAUGCAUUUCCUCCUAUUGCUGAAGCACAUGCGGCGCGGUCAACUAAUGUAAAUGUGUCCGCUCACAAUGGAAGUGCGACUCGUCCUUCUCGGAUGUAUACGAGGGAGCCUUCGCAAUAUCCGGUCCUUGUUCCACAGUAUCGGUACUGUCACAAGGAGGGCUUUGUCAAGCCGCCAAGGGCUCAUCAUUGUCGUGCUUGCGGCACGUGCGUGCUUAGAUAUGAUCAUCACUGUCCAUGGAUCGGACAAUGCGUUGGUGCUCGCAACCACAAGGCAGGUCUAUCUGCGUAG
Messenger RNA from Fibroporia radiculosa, 888 nucleotides. RefSeq lists its product as uncharacterized. The coding region runs from base 1 to 888 and encodes 295 amino acids. Gene Ontology annotation, cellular component: Golgi apparatus; endoplasmic reticulum. The record is from RefSeq and is a predicted model, not a curated record. The transcript is spliced from 6 exons. Lineage: Eukaryota; Fungi; Basidiomycota; Agaricomycetes; Polyporales; Fibroporiaceae. Gene Ontology annotation, molecular function: protein-cysteine S-palmitoyltransferase activity. Gene Ontology annotation, biological process: protein targeting to membrane; peptidyl-L-cysteine S-palmitoylation.